CAAAGAGAUGUGGAAUACCUAGGUAGCGAUCGCGAAAAGGAGAAGGCUACCUAGUACUCAGGCUACACAUACAUCGUGAGAAAUUUGAAGGACUCCUUCAGGCAAAAGCAAGAAGAUAUCAAUAUCCCGUACUACGAUUUAUCAAAAGGGUCUAUUGCCGCUCAUCCUGCGCAGACUUCUAAGAAGCAACUGGGCAUCCUUUCUCACAUGCAUCGUGGUUGGUCAUUCUAUGUACCUAUCUCCGUAGUGGGGUUUCAAGUAGAAGAAAAACAAACCGAGGGAUCCUGCCACGGCAGCGAUACAUUGCCCCUGUACGACGUGACAAUAUGCCUUGAACCAACAUACCAAUAUACCGAACAAUCGCGACGGCGAUAGCGACAUCAGUAAUAACAGUCGAUCGGCCGAACGCGAUACAUCAUGCCUAAGAACGACUUCCCGGUACAGGGAAGACUUGUGGUCGUUACUGGUGGAUCGCGGGGUCUUGGUCUUGCAGUAGGACGUCAGCUUGCUGAGAAAGGCGCCAACGUCGUCAUUGUUGCGCGCGACCAUGAUAGGUUAACUCAGGGGAUCGAGCAUAUACGACAAGGAGCGUCCAAUCCCAAAACACAGCGUUUCCACCAAAUAAGCGCAGACCUAACACUGGCACCUGAGGCGGUGCGCGUUAUCAACGAAGUAGUAUCAUGGAACUCGGGAAACCCACCAGAUAUCGUAUGGUGCUGCGCCGGCAUCUCCCGCCCUAGAUUGUUCAUCGACACCCUAGUGUCAGAUUUCGGGGCGCAAAUGAAUACCAACUACUUCACUGGUCUGCACAUGGUUCACGCAACCCUAAAAUGUUGGCUCAAGAGUUCCCCGAAGGACACUCUCAAUGAGCCCGGUGCCCAACUAAGUACCCCACCGCUCGCCCGCCAUAUCAUCUUCACCUCUUCCUUCUUAGCAUUCUUCGGCUUCGCCGGGUAUACCGCGUACAGCCCAGCCAAAGCCGCGAUACGAGCUCUAGCCGAUACCCUAUCCCAAGAACUGGGCUUAUACGCUGCCGCGAACCCGCACGAACCACACGUCCGCGUCCACGCAGUUUUCCCCGCUACGAUCCAAGGCCAGGCUUUGGACAUCGAGAAUGAAUAUAAAGCGGGUAUCACCAAAAAGCUGGAGGAAGGAGAUGCUCCACAGGCACCGGAAUUAAUUGCCACCAAAGCCUUAAAGGCCUUAGAAGGCGGUCAGGAGAUCAUAACAACUGAUAUCCUAACGAGUCUGGUGAGGCGGAGUAUGCUGGGAGGAAGCAUCAGGGGUGGUGUUCUGGCUGCAAUUUGGGACUGGUUCCUUGCUGGUAUCAUGGCUUUCGUUAUGAUACUUGUAAGGGGUGAUAUGGAUAAGAAAACUAAGGAAUGGGGUCGUAAAUUCGGCGCUUCGGGUAAUAAGCAUGAUGCUUAGCAAGUCUGAGCCUCUUUUAGAGGAGCUAGUUGUGAACAGUAAGUAAUGGUAGAAGAGGGCGCGAAUUUGAUAUACUAUGUAAAUUGCUGCAUAAAUAGCUGUAUACUGUUAAGGGUUAAUAAAAGUAGCUGUGGAAUGGUAUGCUAGAACAAUGGUUAUUAUGAUACAUCUAGCAGAUCAGGAACCCUAACACUUGAGGGAAAGGCAAAAUCUAGGAGAUAGACUGGUGGCGCAAAGGAAUUCAAUCUCGUAUCGCCAACUGUUCUUGACAUCAUCAAUCCAGAUUACGUUGCUCCUAAUAUAGAAAACCACGUUGGUUAAGUGCAUGGAGUUAUUAGCCGGCGAAGAUUGAUCUAGACUUAUAUCAGUAACAUUCAACCUAAA
Hypoxylon trugodes is the source of this 1812-nucleotide messenger RNA. RefSeq lists its product as uncharacterized. Gene Ontology annotation, biological process: sphingolipid biosynthetic process. Lineage: Eukaryota; Fungi; Ascomycota; Sordariomycetes; Xylariales; Hypoxylaceae. The record is from RefSeq and is a predicted model, not a curated record. Gene Ontology annotation, cellular component: endoplasmic reticulum membrane. Gene Ontology annotation, molecular function: 3-dehydrosphinganine reductase activity. The transcript is spliced from 5 exons. The coding region runs from base 418 to 1428 and encodes 336 amino acids.